Molecule: messenger RNA, 1026 nt
Organism: Pedinophyceae sp. YPF-701
Lineage: Eukaryota; Viridiplantae; Chlorophyta; Pedinophyceae
Source: the annotation of a GenBank genome assembly
AUGCCCGUGCCGGAGCCAGGGCAGCCGUGGCAUCGCGGCGCCAUGUCGUCGUGCUCGCGGCGGCUGCGGGCGCUGCGUGUGGGCUGCGAGCGAGCCCAGGAGGAGUGGCGACGAGCGCGCGCGAGGUUCCCGCGGCGUUCGGGCUCCGCGGGCUCGCCGAUGCAAGGACGCCUCACCUGGAAAGGUCGGAUGGUGAUCGCCGUCGCGGGAGGGUCGGCUGCCGCGUUGAAUUCGGCAAGCGGGUUGCGGGUGAUGGCGUCGGCCUCUGCGGGGUCGCCCUCUGCGUACGACAAGUACCGGAGCGCGGGGGGCGCGCCCGGGGGGUUCGGCGACCCGAAACGCCGCGUCACGGACAUCCUCCUCGCCUGCAACGUCGUCGUCUUCGUCGCCAACAUCGCCACGCAGGGGCUUCUGUUCGCGUACGGCGCGAAGAUCAACGAGUUCAUCGCCGCGGGGCAGUUCUGGCGCCUCGUCACGCCGGCCUUCCUCCACGGCAAUCUCAUGCACCUGGCCUUCAACUCGGGCUUCCUGAAUGACAUCGGGCCCACCGUCGAGCGCCUCUCCGGCAGGAAGCGGUUCGCGACGAUUUACUUCACCGGGGCAGUGGGGGGGUGUCUCGCGUCAUACCUGUUCAGCAGCAACCCGUCGGUGGGCGCGUCGGGCGCGCUGUUCGGCCUCGCGGGCGCGCUCUGGGUCUUCUGCCAGCGCCACAAGUCGGACCGGCGGCUAUACAACCCCCGGUUCCUCCAGGCCUUCCAGGACUCGAUCAACCGCACCAUCAUGCUCAACAUGCUGCUCGGGUUCGUGAUUCCGCGCGUGGACAACUGGGGCCACGCGGGCGGGCUCGUCGGCGGCGCGCUCGGCGCGUGGCUGCUCGGGCCGAAGUGGGAGAUUGCGUGGCUCAAGGGGCGGCAGGGGUCGGUGGACAACCCGCCGGUGCGGGCGCUGAGCUUCACGGACCCGAAGAUCCUGCGCGCGCUCGACAAGGCCAAGGCGCGCCAGGCCGCGGGGCCGCGGCUGUCGUAG